Messenger RNA from Sycon ciliatum, 1197 nucleotides. RefSeq lists its product as uncharacterized. The transcript has 8 exons. The record is from RefSeq and is a predicted model, not a curated record. NCBI's taxonomy places the organism in Eukaryota, Metazoa, Porifera, Calcarea, Leucosolenida, Sycettidae. The coding region runs from base 7 to 411 and encodes 134 amino acids.
AGACGGAUGAACCGGGAGGAAUUGAUCGCGGGUAUCAGACACGGCGACAUGACCUCAAUGAAAAGACUAACGAUGGAUCUUCAGAAAUUGAUCGAAGACCUCAAUCAUGUCGUCAAUGCAAUACCGCAUUUGUUUGAUCUUCCGCAUAAGACUAAUGUUAUCGUCGUGUCUGGCGAAUCUGUAAGUGCCGUAUUGGCUCCAGGAUCUUUGAAAGUUGUUCUCUUUUCUUAUACCAGACAUAGAACUAUAGAGGGCACUCCUUGUUAUCGUAUGCAUAAUUCUGACCUAACAAAAGUGGCAGGAUUUUCUUUUACCACUCCGAGUUUCACGCUAUGCUAUCAUGAAGUUAGCGAGUGUUGUGAGUGUGUGGGUGGAAUAUUCUUAGCCCCGGACGCUUUUAGUCUUCCUUAGUUUUUCUUGAUCUGUGACGGAACUACAUAAUGUGAUACUGUAUAAGUACAAAUUUUCGUUCACGAAAUCUUUCGUUAUUUCACUCCACCAGCAGGCUUGUUACUAAACUUCGUUUUUGGUUGAGGUCUGUCACCCCCAACGUUCAGAAAAAAAACUUUAGUUUGGUACAAACUUAAAAGUUAUUUCGUGCCCCCUAACGAAUAUAGUGAAAGUGAAUUCCAAACGAAAAUUUGUACCUAUACAGUAGGUUGAUAUGGGUAUUCUGUUGGUUUUAUUGCAUUAGAGGUGUGUUCAUUAGUGAAACACUCCACGGCUCCACACUGCGCUCAAGCAGAAGACAUGUAGUUGUGUUAAGAUUGUUUUCGUAGGUGCACAGCAUGAUUGUUUGUCUCACUACACAGUUCUAACGUUACAAUUAGUGUCUCGCCCCUGUUGCACUCAGUUCUCACUACACUUCUAGUGUCUCACCUUUCUUCAUUCUAUUUUAGCAUUUUGUUUUGCUCUCGUAACACAUUAUUGAAUGUAUAUUUAACAGGGCCGUCGCACACGGUACGGUCACUACGGUAUUGACCGUACCACUAUUUGCCCCAAGUACCCCGUGAAUCAAUAAACUGCACUGAUUUGGGCUCUAAAUGUCCUAAAUUUUCGGCCCAGCAUGUGAUGAUAUUGGAACUCUAUAUCAUUUGGUGCCAUUAAUGAUCCCUAUGCAUACCGGUAUAACUAUAUCCUCACGUCCUAAUAUUUACACCUGUCCAUAUUAUGUGAAGAACAGGUUGGUGCGACUUC